AUGUGGUCGGUUGUCGGAGAUGUCGCCGGAGGUGGCCGGAUAGACAAGAUUUGUGUGUCGGUGAUCUCCUCCUUUAAAUGCCUUUUUCCGACGAUAUGGGCGACGAUGGGUGGUGUGAAGGGUCAAAAAAUGACGAUUGUGGUUGGGCGCUUCCGUUCGGUGAGUCGAUGGCUCCGGUUGGUGACCGGACGGAGGAACUCCGCUAUACCAAUAUUCAAAAACACUCCACCUUACUACUCCCAACUGCAUGGUCUGCUACAGCCUCAAAAAAAUACUGUCAUAGGUCAUGAGUACUGCACAAAGGUUCCACGAAAUGUGAAUAUGGAGUCUCUACGUAGUGGAUAUUUGUUUCCUGAGAUAUCAAAGCGUGAGCUUGAACACACCAGGAAGCAUCCACAUGCAAAGUUGAUAAGACUUGGUGUUGGUGACACUACACAACCUAUACCUGACAUCAUAACAUCAGCCAUGGCAAAGCAAGUAUAUGCUCUGUCAACAGUUCAAGGUUAUAGAGGUUAUGGAGCUGAGCAAGGCAAUUUGGAAUUAAGAAUGGCAAUUGCAGAAAGAUUUUACAAAGGCAUGGGUGUAAAGGGUGAUGAAGUUUUUGUAUCAGAUGGUGCACAAUGCGAUAUAUCUCGCCUUCAAAUGCUCCUAGGAUCCAAUGUAACAGUGGCAGUACAGGACCCUUCGUUCCCGGCAUAUGUAGAUAGCAGUGUCAUUGUUGGUCAAUCUGGCAAGUUAAAUGAAGAGACUGGCAAGUAUAGCAAGAUUGUGUACAUGAAUUGUGAGCCAGAGAACAAUUUCUUUCCAGACUUGUCAAGAACUCCAAGGACAGAUAUCAUCUUCUUCUGCUCUCCAAACAAUCCAACUGGUAGCGCCGCGUCGCGGCAGCAACUUAAGCAGCUUGUUGAUUUUGCAAAGGCUAAUGGAUCUAUAAUCAUCUAUGACUCUGCCUAUUCUGCUUAUAUAUCAGAUAAUAGUCCGAGAUCAAUCUUCGAAAUUCCGGGAGCCAAUGAGGUUGCAAUUGAAGUAUCAUCCUUCUCCAAAUUUGCCGGAUUCACCGGUGUUCGGCUUGGCUGGACCGUAGUCCCUGAAGAACUGAGGUACUCUAACGGACAUCCCGUUAUGAAAGAUUUUGAUCGCAUUGUUUGUACCUGCUUCAAUGGUGCAUCAAACAUUGCUCAGGCUGGAGGACUAGCAUGCCUUUCUCCAGAUGGUUUUCAGGCCGUGAGUUGUGUAGUAAAUCACUACAAGGAGAAUGCAAAGAUACUUGCAGAAACAUUUGAUUCAAUUGGGCUGAAGGUUUAUGGUGGCAAGAACUCCCCUUAUGUAUGGGUGCAUUUUCCAGGGUCAAGUUCUUUGAAUGUGUUUAAUGAGAUUCUUGAGAGAACACAUAUAGUGACUAUUCCAGGCAAAGGGUUUGGUCCAGCUGGAGAAGAGUACAUUAGACUCAGUGCUUUUGGCCACAGAGAGUGUAUACUAGAAGCUGCAAGCAGACUGCAAAAUUUUUAUAAAUGA
Molecule: messenger RNA, 1515 nt
Organism: Tripterygium wilfordii
Lineage: Eukaryota; Viridiplantae; Streptophyta; Magnoliopsida; Celastrales; Celastraceae
Product: aminotransferase ALD1, chloroplastic-like
Exons: 10
Coding region: 1-1515 (504 amino acids)
Biological process (GO): L-pipecolic acid biosynthetic process; systemic acquired resistance, salicylic acid mediated signaling pathway
Cellular component (GO): chloroplast
Molecular function (GO): L-lysine:pyruvate alpha-transaminase activity; pyridoxal phosphate binding
Source: RefSeq, a predicted model, not a curated record